Messenger RNA from Anisakis simplex (herring worm), 1185 nucleotides. The record is from the annotation of a GenBank genome assembly. NCBI's taxonomy places the organism in Eukaryota, Metazoa, Nematoda, Chromadorea, Rhabditida, Anisakidae.
AUGUUUUUGUAUCAAUUUAUGCGAUUUAAGGAGCAGUCAAAACCAAAGUUUCUCGAAGGUAUAUCCAGGUGUGAAAUGGCCGUUGUGACAGUCUCCCCACAAGCUGUCUGUUCAAUCGCCGCUAGCCGCCGACUUAACAUCAAACAAACUGCACACUUAGUGUCGCGUUGUUUGAAACGUUUAGGUGUUAAAUACGUACUCGAUUCAAGUUUCGCAAGACUUUUCACACUUCAGCUAUCAUACGACGAAUUUUUGAGACGUCGAGCUGAGGACAAACCUAUUCUGACAUCUGCAUGUCCAGGAUUUGUUUGUUACGCCGAAAAAACGCAUGGUAAACUACUUGUUCCACAUAUCAGUCGGAUUCGAUCGCCACAAGCCAUCGCGGGCGUUCUGGUGAAAGACUACUUAGCAAAAGUUCUGUCAGUCAAAUCAGAUGCGAUAUUCCACGCAACCAUAAUGCCGUGCUUCGACAAAAAACUUGAAGCGUCACGUCCCGAAUUCGCAAACGAAUCUUCUCGGGAAGUAGAUUGUGUUCUGAGUGCAGCUGAAAUGGAUGAACUAUUGAGUGAAGAAGAGACUGAAAAUGAUGAGGGAAAAAAUGAUGAAAAGGGCGAUUUUGAUGGCGAAGAUGAGAAAUUGAACUGGUUGUCAUCAUUCGAGAGAGGCGAUUUGAUCGGAUCCGCGGACGACGGUGAUGCUUCUGGUGGAUAUGCCAAUUACAUUGUCAAAAGAUUCCUAACCGACCAUUCCAAACCGGAUCAUUCACUCGACAUACGAAGCACGCAAAAAAUGAAAAAUUUGGAUGUGAUCGAAGUGAGGAGCGGAGAUGAAGUGCAGCUGACGGUUGCCAAAUGUUACGGGUUCCGAAAUAUUCAGAAUUUGGUACAAAAAAUGAAACGGGAUAAGGUGGAAUACGACUAUAUUGAGGUGAUGGCAUGUCCGUCGGGAUGUGCCAAUGGCGGCGGCCAAAUACGCGCGUUGAAUAGUGAUCAGAGGCAAGAACUACUCGAAACGGUGUUUCAGAAUUACGAUUCUAUUCCAAUGCAUCAAGUGUCGCUCGAUGCUGAAUUCGAACGCGUUAAACGGCACUGGGCCGUUCUUAACACCGAAUUCGUACAUUUAUGCGAAACAAACUACCACGUUGUUGACAAAAAUAUUAUCGAUAAAGUGAACUUGGGCUGGUAG